AUGAGAGUCACCGACGGGGGAGGCGUCGAUGUGAUUCUUAAUUCUCUAUCAGGAGAUGCAUUGAAAAAAUCUUGGGAAUACAUCGCUCCUCUGAAACGAUUUAUUGAGUUGGGGAGAAAGGAUACCCAGGGUUUCGGCCACAUGGAAUUGACACCAUUUUUGCACAAUAUGACACCGGCGAGUGUUCAGAUUCCAAUUGUGAUGACCCACCAGCCUUCUUUAAUUGGAAAGCUUCUCCAAGACGCCAUGCGUCUCCUCAUUCAAAGCAGUAUACGUGAAGCACAACCGACAACAGUUAUGAAAUACUCGCAAAUCGAAAAAGCACUUCGACAAUUGCAAAGUGGGAGUGGAAUGGGGAAAGUUAUUCUGAGUUCCGAAGAAGACGACCCCAUUCCUAUUGUUUCGGAGCUACUUCCAUCUUACCAAUUUAAUUCUGACGCAUCAUACAUUCUGGCGGGAGGACUGGAUGGAAUAUGCUGGGGCAUCGCACGAUGGAUGGCUGUCCAUGGAGCGAAGCAUCUUGUUUUCUUGUCCCGAUCGGACCAUUCUGAAAGCGAGAACAUCUGGGGUUGA
This is a messenger RNA of Penicillium manginii, 573 nucleotides long. RefSeq names its product Lovastatin nonaketide synthase. Bases 1 to 573 code for a protein of 190 amino acids. Gene Ontology annotation, biological process: secondary metabolite biosynthetic process; fatty acid biosynthetic process. The transcript has a single exon. Gene Ontology annotation, molecular function: fatty acid synthase activity. The record is from RefSeq and is a predicted model, not a curated record. Lineage: Eukaryota; Fungi; Ascomycota; Eurotiomycetes; Eurotiales; Aspergillaceae.